CCCAUCCAGACACCUCACAGCGCAGAGGAGAGUUCCAGAGGCAGCCUCACCCAGCCUCUGAACUGAGGGCUUCUGUGCACAUUGCUGCCGCUGCAGGCCCAAGAUGCCAGCUGUCCAGCUGCUGCUGCUGGCCUGUCUGGUGUGGAGUGCAGGGGCCAGGACAGCCCAGCUGUGGAAGGCCAAUGACCGGAGUGGCCAAUGCCAGUACACCUUCAAGGUGGCCAGCCCCAAUGAGUCCAGCUGCCCCGAGCAGGGCCAGACCAUGUCAGCCCUCCAGGACCUGCAGAGAGACAGCAGCGAACAGCGUGCAGCCCUGGAGUCCACCAAAGCCCGGCUCAGCUCCCUGGAGGCUCUCCUUCACCGGCUGAUCUUGGGCCAGGCUACCGGGCCCUGGGAGGCCCAGGAGGGGCUGGAGAAGGAGCUGGGUACCCUGAGGAGAGAGCGAGAACAGCUGGAAACUCAAAACAGGGAGCUGGAGACAACUUACAACAACCUCACCCGUGACAAGUCAGCUCUGGAGGAGGAGAAGAGGCAACUGGAGACAGAGAAUGAGGAUCUGGCCAGGAGGUUGGAGAGCAGCAGCCAGGAGUUAGCAAAGCUGAAGGUCCAGUGUCCCCAGGCUCACAGCAUGUCUCAGGAUGUGCCGUUGGGCUCCAGGGAAGUUUCUAAAUGGAAUGUGGAGAACUUGGACUUUCAAGAACUGAAGUCAGAGUUAACUGAGGUUCCUGCUGCUCGAAUCUUGAAGGAGAGUGUGUCUGGUCAUUCCGGCAGUGAAGAAGGAGGCAGUGGAUGUGGAGAACUCGUUUGGGUAGGAGAGCCUGUCACUCUGAGAACAGCCGAGACAAUCACUGGCAAGUACGGCGUGUGGAUGAGAGACCCCAAGGCCACCUACCCCUAUACCCAGGAGACCACGUGGAGGAUCGACACAGUGGGCACGGACAUCCGCCAGGUUUUUGAGUACGACCGCAUCAGCCAGUUUGCGCAGGGCUACCCUUCCAAGGUGCACGUGCUGCCCAGGCGGCUGGAAAGCACAGGUGCCGUGGUGUACCAGGGCAGCCUCUACUUCCAGGGCGCCAGUUCCAGAACGGUGAUCAGGUAUGAGCUGAGCACCGAGACCCUGAAGGCUGAGAAGGAAAUCCCUGGAGCCGGCUACCAUGGACAGUUCCCCUACUCCUGGGGUGGCUACACUGACAUCGACCUGGCAGUGGAUGAGACAGGUCUCUGGGUCAUCUACAGCACGGAGGCCGCCAAAGGCGCCAUUGUCCUCUCCAAACUGAACCCAGAGAAUCUGGAGCUUGAGCGAACCUGGGAGACCAACAUCCGUAAGCAGUCCGUCGCCAACGCCUUCAUCAUCUGUGGCACCUUGUACACCGUCAGCAGCUAUUCAUCACCUGAGGCUACCAUCAACUUCGCCUACGACACAAGCACGGGCAGCAGCAAGGCCCUGACCAUCCCGUUCAAGAACCGCUACGAGUACAGCAGCAUGAUAGACUACAACCCCCUGGAGAAGAAGCUCUUCGCCUGGGACAACUUCAACAUGGUCACCUAUGACAUCAGGCUCUCCCGGAUGUGAAAAGCCACCAAGCGCUGUCAAAAAAGGCAGAAGGGGAUGAUGGUCCGGGCUCCUGAGGGGAGAGCCAGCCAGCAACACCCACAGAGCUUUUCUCUUUUCAAGCUUGCACUCACCCUGGAGAAUGUGCAUGGUCACCACGUCCCACUGGGUGGGAAGAGCAAGCUGGGGUUUCCCAUCAUAACAGAUGCUUUUCUUCUGUCAGCUUUUAAAGGGAUAUGUAACCAAGAUAGUUUGAGUUUUUUGGUGAUUUGAGGCAAACGCAUAAUGAGUAAUAGUUUCUUCCUGAAAACCACAAUACUGGCCCUCACUGGCUAAAGAGGAUAGGUUUAGAAAAGAACUUGGGAAAAACAGGUUUGCCCCAUGUGGAACCCAGGGCCAGCCCCUGCACUCACAUGUUGCCGGGUUGCUGUGAGCUACAAUAACAGCAGCACUUCUGAAGGAAGAGAAGGGCCUCUGGCGCCAGAGCUGAACAUACGUGUGUUUACUAUGGUUGGCUUUUAAUGCUUCAGGUGGAAUCCAGUUGGCUAUGACAGAACCUUUGCCUCGUAAAAUAAAAUAAUCUUAC
This is a messenger RNA of Sus scrofa (pig), 2138 nucleotides long. It is a transcript of the gene MYOC, whose product is annotated as myocilin. The record is from RefSeq and is marked provisional. Gene Ontology annotation, biological process: osteoblast differentiation; signal transduction. Gene Ontology annotation, cellular component: Golgi apparatus. Lineage: Eukaryota; Metazoa; Chordata; Mammalia; Artiodactyla; Suidae.